AUGAUUGUUCGGCAGUUGUGUGUGCGGCAGAGUCGCCAGCUUCUUGGGCUCCGCCAGACUCGCUUCCUGAACAGGCUGUAUUCCACCGAGACGCUUGUCGAAACAGCAGUACAGACACCAAUUGCAGAGCAAACUCCUCCCUCCGAAUCGGCCCUGCAAGCGAGCACAGCGACGACCUCGGUACGGCGCGCCGCACAGGAGGCGUGGAAGAAGCGGGAACUCCGACGGAAAACCUUCCACCAGCUCGGUAGUGAAGUCGAAGAUGUAUAUCAGCCAGAAGACCUCAUUCGGAACCCUCCCAAACCCGCCGACAUCUCCCUCGAACUGCUCCUCGCCAACCAGACGCACCUCGGACACUCGACAUCCCGCUGGAACCCGCAAAACUCGCGCUACAUCUUUGGUAUCCGAGACGGUGUCCACAUCAUCUCGCUGGAUGUGACCGCCGCCUACUUGCGCCGUGCGGCCAAGGUGGUGGAAGAGGUCGCCGCUCGGGGCGGCUUGAUCCUGUUUGUGGGUACUCGGAAGGGCCAGAAGAGAUACGUGGUGAGAGCCGCAGAGCUGGCAAAAGGCUACCACAUCUUCGAGCGCUGGAUCCCUGGUAGUCUGACCAACGGCCAGCAGAUCCUGGGCCACUGCGAGACCAAGGUCGUGAACGGCUUGGACGAGGAGUUGCCCAAGUACAAGGAGCUGUUGGCCGAUCGUCCGGUUCUGAAGCCAGAUCUUGUGGUAUGCCUGAACCCUCUCGAGAACGUCGUCUUGCUGCACGAGUGUGGCCUGAACAACGUCCCGACCAUCGGCAUCAUUGACACGGACGCUGACGCCACCCGUGUCACGUACCCCAUUCCCUCGAACGAUGACAGUCUGCGCGCUGUCGGCUUGAUCGCUGGAAUCCUCGGAAGAGCUGGUGAAGCCGGACAGCUGCGGCGGCUAGAGCAGGCAGAGAAGGGAGUCUACACGUACCCUCCCGUCAACUCCCAGGAGCUCAAGGCGGAGUCUGAGCAGAGCGAGAAACCCAACGAACAAUAG
This is a messenger RNA of Aspergillus terreus NIH2624, 1026 nucleotides long. Its product is annotated as mitochondrial 37S ribosomal protein uS2m. Gene Ontology annotation, cellular component: mitochondrial small ribosomal subunit; ribosome. Gene Ontology annotation, biological process: translation. The record is from RefSeq and is a predicted model, not a curated record. Gene Ontology annotation, molecular function: structural constituent of ribosome. The coding region runs from base 1 to 1026 and encodes 341 amino acids. NCBI's taxonomy places the organism in Eukaryota, Fungi, Ascomycota, Eurotiomycetes, Eurotiales, Aspergillaceae. The transcript is spliced from 3 exons.